This is a messenger RNA of Sphaerodactylus townsendi, 5827 nucleotides long. It is a transcript of the gene ZSWIM6, whose product is annotated as zinc finger SWIM-type containing 6. Gene Ontology annotation, cellular component: Cul2-RING ubiquitin ligase complex. The record is from RefSeq and is a predicted model, not a curated record. NCBI's taxonomy places the organism in Eukaryota, Metazoa, Chordata, Lepidosauria, Squamata, Sphaerodactylidae. Gene Ontology annotation, molecular function: zinc ion binding. Bases 1 to 3414 code for a protein of 1137 amino acids. The transcript is spliced from 15 exons.
AUGGCGGAGCGCGGUCAGCUCCCUCCCCCCGCCAAGCGCCUCUGCUGCAGACCGGGCUACGGCGCCGGGUGCAGGCCGGGCCAGCGGGCGAUGGGCGGCGGCGAAGGAGGCCUGGGCGGCGGCGGGGCGCUAUGCGUAGCGGGACCCUCCUCUUCUGCCGCUGCCGCCGCCGCCGCCUUCUCGCCCGCCCUGGCCGCCGCCUACGCCGCGCUGGGGGUGCUGCCGCUGGGCAAGACGCAGAGCCCGGAGUCGCUGCUGGACAUCGCGGCGCGGCGCGUGGCGGAGAAGUGGCCGUUCCAGCGGGUGGAGGAGCGGUUCGAGCGCAUCCCGGAGCCCGUCCAGCGCCGCAUCGUCUACUGGUCCUUCCCCCGCAGCGAGAGGGAGAUCUGCAUGUACUCCUCCUUCAACGCCGGCGCCGCCGCCGACGAUAACGCCACCGCCGCCAGCAACGCCUCGGCAGCCGCCGCCGCCCCGGGCGGAGGGUCCAGCGCCGUCGGGUCCACCGGCACCGCCGCCGGCACCGCCUCGGCCGUCGCGGCCGGCAACAGCGGCACCAACAACAGCGCCGCGCCCGGGGGCGGAGGCGGCGGCAGCGGCGGAGCAGCGGACGCCGCCGCCGACGAGAGCCGGCUGCCUUUCCGCAGGGGGAUCGCGCUGCUCGACGGCGGCUGCGUCGACAACGUCCUGCAAGUCGGUUUCCACCUGAGUGGCACAGUGACCGAGCCUGCGGCGCAGUCGGAGCCAGAAACUGUUUGCAAUGUAGCUAUCAGCUUUGAUCGUUGCAAGAUUACCUCAGUGACCUGUAGCUGUGGAAACAAAGACAUAUUUUACUGUGCCCACGUUGUGGCUCUUUCUUUAUAUCGGAUCCGCAAGCCAGAUCAGGUCAAGCUGCAUCUUCCUAUUUCAGAAACUCUAUUUCAGAUGAACAGAGACCAGCUGCAAAAGUUUGUACAGUAUUUGAUCACAGUGCACCACACAGAAGUUUUGCCAACUGCUCAGAAAUUAGCAGACGAAAUCCUUUCUCAGAAUUCAGAGAUCAAUCAAGUUCAUGGUGCCCCUGACCCAACAGCAGGUGCUAGCAUAGAUGAUGAGAAUUGCUGGCAUCUGGAUGAAGAGCAGGUCCAGGAACAGGUUAAACUCUUCCUCUCCCAGGGUGGAUACCACGGAUCAGGGAAGCAGCUCAACUUACUUUUUGCAAAGGUGCGAGAGAUGUUAAAGAUGAGAGAUUCCAAUGGCGCUCGAAUGCUGACACUGAUAACGGAACAGUUCAUGGCCGACCCGCGGCUGUCGCUAUGGAGGCAACAAGGAACAGCGAUGACGGACAAGUACAGGCAGCUUUGGGAUGAGCUAGGUGCUCUUUGGAUGUGUAUAGUCUUAAAUCCCCAUUGCAAGGUGGAACAGAAGGCUAGUUGGUUGAAGCAGCUGAAAAAGUGGAACAAUGUUGAUGUAUGUCCCUGGGAAGAUGGGAACCAUGGAAAUGAUCUGCCCAGUCUAACCAAUGCUUUGCCUCAGGGUGCAAAUGCAAUCCAAGAUUCAUCAAACAGGUCUCACCGGACAGUGUUCACUCGAGCCAUUGAGGCCUGUGAUCUCCACUGGCAGGACAGCCAUUUGCAGCACAUAAUCAGCAGUGACCUGUACACCAACUACUGUUACCAUGAUGACGCUGAAAACUCGCUUUUCGAUUCUCACGGGUGGCCCCUCUGGCACGAACACGUGCCCACGGCCUGUGCGAGGGUGGAUGCGUUAAGGUCUCACGGCUAUCCAAGAGAAGCGCUGCGACUGGCAAUAGCUGUUGUUAAUACUCUAAGGAGGCAGCAGCAGAAACAGCUGGAAAUGUUCCGGUUUCAGAAGAAAGAACUUCUUCACAAAGGAGUAACCUCUAUCACUAACCUGGAAGGCUGGGUUGGCCACCCACUGGACCCUAUUGGCACUCUUUUCAGUAGCCUUAUGGAAGCCUGUAGGGUGGAUGAAGAGAGCUUCCAUGUGUUCCCAGACUUCACAGAGAACAUGGGCCAGUACAAAUCUCUGGAGUACUAUCACCUGCCUGCGCACAAGUUCUUAGAAGAAGGGGAAUCUUACUUAACUCUGGCUGUGGAAGUGGCACUGAUUGGGCUGGGACAGCAGCGGAUCAUGCCAGAUGGCUUGUAUGCACAAGAGAAAGUUUGUCGGAAUGAGGAGCAGCUGAUUUCCAAGCUACAGGAAAUCGAACUGGAUGACACGCUGGUGAAGAUUUUCCAAAAGCAAGCAGUCUUCCUAUUAGAAGCUGGGCCCUAUAGUGGUCUAGGUGAAAUCAUCCAUCGAGAGAGCGUUCCCAUGCACACAUUUGCCAAGUAUCUCUUCACCUCUCUCCUACCUCACGAUGCUGAACUGGCAUACAAAACUGCACUGAGAGCAAUGCGGUUACUAGUAUUGGAAUCGACAGCUCCAUCGGGAGACAUGUCCCGCCCACAUCACAUUGCAUCAGUGGUUCCAAACCGGUAUCCCCGUUGGUUCACCCUGAGUCACAUUGAAUCUCAGCAGUGCGAGUUGGCAUCAACAAUGCUAACAGCAGCCAAAGGUGACAUUCGAAGGCUUGAAACAGUGUUAGAAUCUAUCCAGAAAAACAUUCACUCCUCAUCGCACAUCUUCAAACUUGCCCAAGAUGCAUUCAAAAUAGCAACACUUAUGGACAGCUUGCCGGAUAUCACGCUUUUGAAAGUGUCGCUGGAGCUGGGUCUUCAGGUGAUGCGGAUGACGUUGUCAACAUUGAAUUGGCGGCGGCGGGAGAUGGUGAGAUGGUUGGUAACCUGUGCAACAGAAGUAGGUGUUUAUGCACUGGAUAGCAUCAUGCAAAGCUGGUUUACACUUUUUACUCCAACUGAAGCUACUAGUAUUGUUGCUACCACAGUGAUGUCCAACAGCACCAUAGUCCGCUUGCAUCUCGACUGCCAUCAGCAGGAGAAACUGGCCAGCAGUGCUAGGACGCUUGCUCUUCAGUGUGCCAUGAAGGAUCCUCAGAACUGUGCCCUCUCCGCACUGACCUUAUGUGAAAAGGAUCAUAUAGCUUUUGAGACUGCUUACCAAAUCGUUCUUGAUGCUGCUGCAACCGGCAUGAGCUACACGCAGCUUUUCACUAUAGCACGAUACAUGGAACAUCGUGGUUACCCAAUGCGGGCCUACAAACUAGCCACCUUGGCCAUGACGCAUCUCAACCUGAGUUACAAUCAGGACACGCACCCUGCCAUUAACGAUGUUUUAUGGGCGUGCGCGCUCAGCCAUUCCCUGGGGAAAAAUGAGCUAGCGGCUAUAAUACCUCUGGUGGUCAAAAGUGUCAAAUGUGCAACAGUGCUGUCGGACAUCUUGCGUAGAUGUACUUUGACCACUCCUGGAAUGGUGGGACUUCAUGGGCGGAGGAACUCUGGCAAAAAAUCGUAAUCAUUGGACCAGCCCCCCCCUAAAGGCAACUCCCUGGAUACCACAAUGGUGGAGCAUUAUAUUAAUACCACGCGAUUCUUCGACUCACGACUUUUAUCAGUCCACGGCAUUAUAGUGAGUUUAUAGAAUUCCUGAGUAAGGCCCGAGAGACUUUCUUAAUGGCUCACGACGGACACAUUCAGUUUACACAGUUCAUUGACAACCUAAAACAAAUCUACAAAGGCAAAAAGAAACUGAUGAUGUUAGUCCGUGAACGGUUUGGUUGACAAAAAGUGUGAAUGGGGGGGAGUGGGGGGAAGGGCUGGGAGGGGUGAUAUGUUUUACCCAGGCCUGCCUUUGUAUCAUUUUUUUAACAGCAAAACCAGAGCCACACCGGUAUUAUAUGUGUAUAGUUAUAUACUGAGUUUGCAAAACUAAAUUGUCAUGUUGUGAAAGUUUGUGUAUUUUUUUUCCUUUUUCUGUUUUUGUAUGAAUGAUUGAGAGGCUUAAAAAACAAGUUUGGUUUACACUGAGUAUAUGUUGUCAAGUGGCAAAAGCCCACAGAGCUCUCCUAUUCCUUCUGUAUACGUUCACAGCCUCAAAACAAAAAAAUAUAUAUAUUGCAAUGGCUUUAAAAAGAAGAAGAAAAAAACCAAACAAAACCACCUCCAUCCUGUGAUAAGUACCUCGAAUGGCUCCAGCUUUACUCCUUUGUAACUCAUCCCGACAUUUCAGCAUACUUAAAUGAACCAACCACACAGAAAAUAACAAAUAGUUUCAAAGGCUGACCCUCGUGGCUUUGCAGUGCUUGUUCAUCCGGAAGCAUGGCACACAAUUUGCUUGUGCAUGUGGAAACUUAGCGACUGUCAACAUACAUUCUCAGGGAUUUAUCUGAAAAAAAAAAUUAAAGAAUGAGAGCAUUUAUUGUACUGUAUAUAUAUUAUAGUAUAUGUCGGAAUAUUGAGAAAAAAAUAUAACAUUAACUAAUUUAUAAAAAAAAAUCUAUAAUGCAAAAAUACUUGAAGCUGCAGUAGCUUGGUUUUGAACAAAAAAAGACAAGAAAACGUAUUGGAAAGACACAGGCGCGCCAAGCUUCAGGGCUGGCUCAGGUGAUGAACGAAAAAAAAUGCUGGGCAUCUAUGCAGAGCCGCCUUUUUGGAUUGCAUUGUUGGCUGGAAAUUGGGGGGAAAUUUAUACAUAUAUAUAUAUUUAUAUGGACUGUAUGCAUAUGUGUAUAUAUAUAUAUAUGUAGUGUAUAUAUAUAUGUGUGUGUAUAUAUCUAUCUAUAUGUAUAUAUGUAUGUAUACAAACUUGUUCACUUCUAACUGGCACCGUAGUAAAGAGGGGACAACACAGCCAGAGCAGCAAGCCUUAGCAUUAAUUAAUACAGUCUGCCAGAUUUGGGGUUUGUGCCUCCUAGCCUAGAAAACUUAAGUAUCUUUUUUUUCCCACACAUACACACAGCGUGGUUACAGGUGACUGAACACUGCCUAGUCGCCAUCUGUCGCAGGACUGCAGCCGCAUGGGAUUCUGGUUGCCUGUAGCUUCUCGCUGUGUUGAGAUGAUUAUUACCACUAGUCUUCUGCCCAACAAAUCAGGGAUGAUCUGGAGUGGUAAAGGUUCCCUACCCCUGCCCUAGCUGAUAACUGCACUUGACCAGUAUCCUCUAAAUGGCUCUCGUGUUCCACAGGCCAUGGCGACUGCGUGGCACAGUCUGACCUGUAGCUACCAACAAUGUUUUCCAGAAUGAUUGACAUAAUACAUUACGCCUUUGCAGUGAGCUAAUAAUAAGCUAACCUUUGUGCACAAAUAACAUAUAUAUUAUAUAUAUAUAUAUAAAUAUAUUCUGCAUAGGUAUUUGACUUUGUGCAGGACAGAAAGUUGUGUAGGUAUGACUGUUCGACUUUUCAGUUUGUUUUUUAAAAAAAAUACUUUUAUUUCCUCUCGAAUUACUUCAGACAAAAGCAGCCUUCUCUCUUGCCUUGUCUUAAUGCUUUAAAAUAACCAAACUGGAGAUCUAACUACCAAACUGUUCAUUAUAUUAUUAUACCAACUUUGGUUACAGUAUAGUGUCUUUUACUUUAGCUGAUGGUUCUGUAUCCUUGUGCUUUUUAAAGCAAUUUUUUAACAUUUUGGUGCAAAAGUUGUCCUGUGUCUCUUGUUCCCUUCAUUAGAGAACAUGCUAGAGGUAUGUUUGUAGACUUUUUUUUUGUUUAGAGGGAAAAAAACCUUGUUUCAUGCUCUCCAUUUUAUUUAUUAUACUAGAAAAAAGGUUGUACUUCAUCACCCAUGUAAACAUGCUCAUGAAGUUGAAAGUAAUUAAGAUUUGAUACACUGAUAUCAAUUUAUUUAUGUAACUAAAUCACUGUUUUAUAAACUUGUUAAUGAUCAACAAUUUUUUUGUUUUGAUUAAAAUUAGUUUUUUGAAAGUUGA